GUGAUUCGGACUUUUUACACACACAUAUUAACCACUCUUUUAGGUGACCGAAGAAGAAAAAAAAAGAAUACUGCUUUUGCCUUACUACCAAAUAAUUACUCUAUUUGAUUACUCAUUGUAGAGAAGAUUCCAUAAGCCGUGAGUUGUGUGUCGUGAUUAGGAUUUAUCAUUUUUAAGUUUAAAGUGUAGGAAAAAGAAUAAGGAGAUAAAAGAGCAAAUAGAAAAGUUCUGAGAGAUUUUUUUUUGGGUGAGAGACAUCAAACAGUGAAAUCCACGAUGGUGUUAAAAGUAUAAAAAAGUUGUGAUUUUUCCUUCAGAAUUAAGAAUAAAAUAAGAAAACUUCCUCCUCUAAUAAACUCUUGCACAAAUUUUUAUUGCCCAAUAUUGCUUCUAAAGUUCGUAUGUUCGAUAUUUAGAAAGUUAGAUAAUUGAAUUUUUCCGCGAAGAAAAUAACUAAAGAAUAGCGGUGAGGCUUUUCACCGCAUUUCCCAGUGAAGUUUUUCCCAUUCAAAGUGACACAGAUAUUGAAGGUGGUGAAAAAGUUCUCUGUUAAUCCAAAAUUUUGGAAACUUGAACGAAGCCACAGCGGCAUUUUUGUGGGACAUUUUGUAAAGUGCUCAAGGCAGGACUAAAGUUUGUGAAAAAUGGAAGAAAUGUGGAGAUGUUGAGGAUACCGAAGAGUAGUUUGAGGAUGAUUCGUGAGAUUGCCAAAGCGGAAUGGUGAAAAUGGAAUCGAGCGAGGAGCAGGAUAGAAAAAUUGUCUUGGAAUUUUGUCAUCUACUCGAGAAGUCAAAGCAGUUGUUCAAUGGACUCAGAGAUUUACCUCAGUAUGGCCAUCGACAGUGGCAAGCAUACUUCGGGCGCACUUUUGAUGUUUACACAAAACUCUGGAAGUUCCAGCAGCAGCACCGGCUGAUCCUUGACUCUAAGUACGGGCUCAAGAGGUGGCAAAUUGGCGAAAUUGCCAGCAAAAUUGGACAACUCUAUUAUCACUAUUACCUUCGCACAAGCGAGACCAACUAUCUCAAUGAGGCGUAUCAGUUCUACGCGGCCAUCAGAGGUCGAGCCUACUACUCGCGCGCCAUCAAGGAGGACCGACCUGAUCUGAUGGUGAAGAAGCUACGGUACUACGCCCGGUUCAUCGUGGUAUGUCUCUUGCUGAAGAAGAUGAAGCUGGUUCGGGAGCUGGUGGUUGAGCUGGACAAGCAAAUAGCUGAGUACACAACAACCUAUGAACCAGAGGAUCAACUAGAAUGGUCCCUGGUCCUCGAAGAGAUCAAGGGAUUCAUCAAGGCGGAGGCAGCUGUUGCUGUUCUCCAUGCAGACACCAAUCCCAUCGUCCUGUCGCACAGUGGUUCUGGUUCUAGGCUGAGUCCACUAACGACUCCACCAUGCGAGAGGUCACCUCACAUGACGCUCACGCUGCAGGAGAUCCUCAUUGUGGGCUCCACAUGUGAGCAGGCAAAGUUCUCCGAGCUCACCAUGGACAUGUUCAGGAUGCUUCAGACACUUGAAAGGGAGCCACAGGAAUCAGCUGUGCAUCAUCCUCAUGCCAGCCACGUGGUUCACGAUGCCAGUCCAGCCGGUGGAAGGAGUUACGGAAUGGUUCCAGGCUCAAAAGGGUUUAUUGAAAAUGGCGAUCGUCGUCACUAUCGAGACAAUCCACAUAAAUAUCUUCUAUACAAGCCUUCAAUUAGUCAACUGUUAGUGUUCUUAGCUAGUGGAUUGAAAGAAUUGCCCCCUGGGGGUGCCCUGUUGCUCUAUAUGUCGGCCGACGGCUGCUUCUCCACCACCAAACAUCCCGAGGACUACGGCUACGAAUUAGGUGGCCUAGCAACCAGCAUUAAACGAGAUGGAACUGAUGCUGGACUGUCGAGUCGCGGCAAAUCAACUGUGUUCAAGGAGCCUCAUUGCCUCUAUCCGGGUGACCUCUAUCCCUUCACCCGACGCCCCAUGUUCAUCAUCAUAGACUCUGACAAUUCCUUUGUCUUUCAGCACAUUCCAAGAUACUUUGGUCAACCUCUUGUUACACUCAUGUCGCCUCAGGAUAUUCCAAUUGCUUUCCAAGGAAAAUUUUCUCAAACAGAUAUGCAGCACCAUGGAUCCCUCUUCACCCUCUUCCUCCACUCACCCCUGACAGCCCUAUGCUUUGUCUGCCACGUCGGAGAUGUUCCAAUUCAUCAUUGGGAGCGAUGUCAGGGAUAUGUGGACCGUUUCGUGACGGAAGCCUCACGCCUCGUAACUCGAUGCAGAAUUGAUGAGAUUGAGCAGGGAAUUGGAUAUAUCGAUUCAUCUUAUGUCCAGUUCUUCGGCGACGACUUCCUGCGAACGCUGAUCUUGCGAUUUGUUUUCUGUGACGUGGUUCUGCGGCUGCAUCGGGGCUUCAGGGGUCGUCAUCAACGACCAAGGUGCGAACCACCUCUGCCAGCAGCAGAACUCCUGGAGCACCCAUCACUAUCCCACAUAGUCCUACAGUUAGCCAGUGCUUUGGAUGUCAGAGGGCAUUUCUCAGAAGGAUCAGAGGGUGAAUGAUCACCUCGUGGUUGGGUUGCUCACAGCACAAAUCCACCCUCUUCCCUCAAAGGCAGAACACCCCACGUCAGACAACUACUACACGGAGCCAUUUGAUCCUCAUACGAAACUUCUUUGGCACUCUCUUUUAAUCCGAGAUGGUAAGGAACUAGAUCACCGCCAAUGAAUCUAAAGCCCAGUGCUUCUCACAGAAUAUUCAGGUUUAACGCUUUAAGGACCCAUAAGUCACCGGUGGUCCAUUGGAUCUUUGAUCUUGCUUUAUUAAAAUAAAAUUUACUAUUCAGCCUCUAUCUUCUCCAUAAUGUUUAAAAAUUAGAACUUGGAACAAACGAUUUUGAGUUCACUCCCAAAAACACUAAAUUAAUCUAUUCGAACAAGUUACUAGAAAUACUGACGAUGGAUAAUGUUUAUUCACUUAUGGUUUUCGACCGUAUGGAUAUUUAAGGCAAGUCAAGGUGGGAGUUCGGUCUAUUUUUUUGUUCUUCAAUUUAUUUCUUCAGCCAACGUUUCAAUCCUGGAUGGGAUCUUCUUCAGGGCCUAAUUACAAUUAACAAAUUCAUUAUUAACUUUAUAAAUUAUUUACAUUUUGGGGACUCUUUUCACUCACAUCAAAAAUCUCGGAGAACAAUUAUCAGAUAAUUAUCACUACUUUUCAUUAUCACUACUUUCAAAUUGAAGAACAAAAAAAUAGACCGAACUCCCACCUUGACUUGCCUUAGAUAAUGUUUAUAUUUUCCAGACUAGCUCUAUACGGACUACCCAGUGACAGUUUAAAUCCCGAAAUUCGAAAUCUCGUAAGAGGAAAUUCCGAAUACCAAAAUCCCAAACACGAAAAUCCCGAAAGGGCCACAAUUUCGAAAGCCGAAAACCCGAAAAGUCUAGUUCCCGAAGAGAUAAAAUUCCGAAUGCACUUAAAUUUCGAAAGAGUCAAAAUUGCGAAUGGACAAAAUUCUGAAAGGAACAAAGUUAUAUGAAGGAUAAUGUGUGUAAUAAUUUCCCCAAAACACUGAAAAUCCUGUGCCUCCAGCAAGAGAAGGUGAAAUCGGGGGAGGAGCUAUGAUGCUUUUAUCAGCUCCAUAUUUUGGCUUCCGGAAUUUUAUUCUUUUCAGGAUCUUGACUUUCAGGAUUUUGAAUUUCGGAAUUGUCACGUUCAGUAUCUUGGUUUUCAGAAUUUUGGUUUUUAAAACUUCAGCCCAUUCGGGAUUUUGAUUUACGAUAUGUUAGUUUCAGGAUUUCUGACGUUCAGGAUUUUGGUUUUAAAGAUAUUGGCUUUUUGAACUUUGGUUUCUCUAUUUUAGCCUUAUCGGGAUUUUGACUUCCGGAAUUUGGUUAACGGGAUUUUGGUUUUCAAGACUAAGGCUUUUGGGAUAAUAACCGUAACCCAUAUUACCACACAAUUAUUAUGAAAAUAAAUAUAUUUUAUCGAAUAAUCAGUUGCCCCUAUCAGAGAACCCUUAUCAAAUCCGUGUCGUAACGGUCACUCAAUUUAAAUGCUUUACAUAUUUAACUAUAGAUUUCAAGUAUCAUUGAUUUAUAAGGAGUAACUAUUUAUUUUGCUAAUUCUACUCUCAUUCUGAUCCUAAUGUUUUAUUCUUGAUCCCAAGACAUUAUUCUGGACUUGAAAAGAAUUUAUCUCAAUUUCAGAAUUUUAUUCUUUAUUCCAAAGAAGUUUUGUCUUGAAUCUUGAAUUUUCUUUUGAAUCUUUACGUUUUUUCAUUUUUCCUUCAUAGUAUUUCAUUGCUUGAACUAAUAUUGAGAGCUAUAUGUAAAAUCUGCUUUUUCUCAAAAAACCACAUUCGGAUUUUAUUUCUCUUGAAUUGAUCUUUUAAAAAUUUUGUUCACAAAGAAGAAUUCAAAGGCUACAUUCCCUUGUUAAGGGAACAUCGUGAAGUUCAACCCUAACAAAAUCUUUUCUAGAUUCCUAAAUCAAAUUUAAUAUUCGGAAUUUUAAUUUGAAGAUCUAGUACCUUACCAUCUCUGAUCACAUCUUCUUCUGUUGCAUUUGCAAAGAAAAUUAAGCAUCCCAAUUCAAUAGGAUAAGUACUAGAGAGAUCACAUACAGGUGCCAAAAUCCUUUAUUUUCAUACAAUCAUCCUUAGGUUUCCCUUAUACUUCAAUAAGUUUAGUUCCUAACAUCCCCUACAACGGCAUUUUCAGUACUGAAAAAAAAAACUAUUAUUAUCAACUUCAAACUCAGACCUAUCCUUUUCAAUACUCGAUGGGAUAUUUCCGUCCGACUUUGUAAUAAUAUUUGAGAGAUAAAAUAGGCGAUAUAGGAGACUUAAAAGUACUCCAUAGAAGUCUCCAAAAAAAGAAGAAAAACAAUAAAUAGUCUCGUGGUUCCACAAUCAUUUCCCCUUUUUGAUGUUUCCUUUGAAAAAAAAAAAUGUUAUUUUUUUCAAAACAAAAAAGAAAACUUUGUAUGUCUCUUCUCUUUCCAAUCUUUGACUCUCUGUAAUAAAUUCAUUAAAAAGAAAAUUAGUAAGGAGAAAAAAUGAGAAAUUGACAAAAAAAAUAUUCUAUAUGGGCUUUUCCAUCAAGACAAUUGCGUGUAAGAACACAAGAUUCAUAGCGUAAAUAAUGAAAAAAGAAAAAUAUAAAACACAAAUUUAUAAGAAAAAAGAAAAAAAAAACAUUAUCACUGCCCUCAUAUAAAAAAAUAUUAUAUACAAAUGGAAAGAACUUAAAAAAAAUGUACUCGUAAAAUGUACAUAGGAAAAAGAAUAAAUUAUAUACAAAAUGUAUUAUACCAAACAAAACCAAGGUGAAAAAAUUGCAAAUGAAACUAAGGUAUAUUGUAACCGUAUGAGAGCAAGAAAAGAAUAGAAUCAAUAAAAAGAAUAUGUAAAUAAUAGAGAUAUUUAAAUGAAGAAACAAGAAAAACUAAUAACUAUAAUAACUUUUAAUACCUUUUUGCCAUUGAAAAUCAGCUUUUUCAUUUCCCCUCGACAUUAAUAAAAAAAAAUUAACAAAAAAAAAUCAACCAAAAAAAUGUUUCCCCUUUGAAAAAGAAAAAAACAAACAAAAGAACAACAAUCCCAAGACAGUUUACUGUAUUAUCAUUUAGCUGUUAAAAGACAAAAAAAAACCAAGACAUAUGUAAACUUAUAUAAUAUUGGUGCUGAUUUAUGUAAAAAAAAAAUUCUCAUAAAAAUGAACAAAUGGAAAUAAUUUCAAAAAAAAGAGUGAAAAAUCUUUUCAAACAGAAGAUGAAGCGAUAAAUUGUCGAUACUCAAAUAAAAUGCUUAUGGGAGA
This is a messenger RNA of Phlebotomus papatasi, 5787 nucleotides long. Its product is annotated as protein SCAI. Gene Ontology annotation, molecular function: transcription corepressor activity. Gene Ontology annotation, cellular component: nucleus. Gene Ontology annotation, biological process: DNA-templated transcription. Bases 718 to 2532 code for a protein of 604 amino acids. The transcript is spliced from 9 exons. NCBI's taxonomy places the organism in Eukaryota, Metazoa, Arthropoda, Insecta, Diptera, Psychodidae. The record is from RefSeq and is a predicted model, not a curated record.